GGGGUCCCUGGGUCGCCGGUUUGCCUGAGCGGGGAUCCAUGAGCAAGAAAAGUUUUUUUAAAUCCCUGCAUUAUAACAUGAAUAAAUCAACAGAGAGGAAGACCCUGUUUGAAUACUCUUAAAAAGCAGCCCUCAUCACUCCUUUCCUUUAUCUGAAAUAAGGAUGGGUCGAAGCUAUAGAGGUAUGGCUCGGGAAAAUGUCCCCUUUAUCACACAAUUGGAAAUGUCUAUACUAAAAUCAACAUUCAAGAUCUUCAAGUUGGUUUUAGUGAUGCAGUCAGCCUCUAGUAACGUGUCUGGGUACCAGUCUUUUUGCUAACAUUCUGAUAUUUGACAAAAGACAGGAGCGGCAGGGAGUGUAACGUAAUACAUGAACAGAUGGCAACCAGGCUAAGCCUCUCGCGCUGUAAAUUCUUCACCGCGUGUGAUCUGGGAAAACCAGAAUUUAAAUGUCGCGUAAAUUCUUCAAAUUCUUCAUUACCUGUUAUGUUACCCGAGUCAGUCCACGAGCGAUUACCACAGAUGGAAGUGGCCAACACCCGCGCUAUGUUAAUCUGCUUCUUUAUUGGACAACCCACUGACGACAUAUCCCCGCCAAACUCGAACAUGAACAAAACCUCCACUGCACCUAUUUGAGCACCUUGAUCAGAGAGAGAUUCAAUCAGGCAUGGUAAAUCAACACGUUUCGGCUUUUUUCUUUUGAAUUACGACAUUUUUUACAACUAGCAUCUCAGUAGUUUGAAAUGGAUUAUCAGCGCUGUAUUACCUCAUGUCCUUUGAGAAUACUUUGCCUUUUUAAUCUGGUUUGCUCUGUGUUGUUGUCUAGCUGUCCUCGUACCUGUGACUCAGGCUUCAUCAUUAACAAGUGUAAGUGUGUCCCUUGUCCCGAUGGCUACUACUGGUACAAGCUUAAUGGCCGUCCUAAGUGUGACUUCUGUACUGAAGCCUGCUCAGUUGAUCGGCACUUGACACAGGUGAAGGAAUGCCACCGGGACUCAAACCGUGAGUGCCACUGUGACAGGGGCUUUUUCUGUGCCAGCACUGCCCAAUAUACCUGCAGGAGGUGUAAACCGUGUGUGUCUGGCACCUUCUCCAACACAGCAAACCUAGCCAUGUCCUGCAAACCCCACACAGUUUGUGGCCAUAAGGGAAUGAUCAUGGUAACAGAGGGCACUGCCUCUCAGGAUCGUGUGUGUGCCCAGACUUCCCCCGCCUCCCCUACAACUACUGCACCUCCACCUGCUCAUAGCUCAAAGAUGUCCCUUCGUUCUGCUAUAUCCAGUGGAGUCAGCACCAACAGAGAACUCCUCAUCACCGGAUCCGCAUCUCGACUGGUUUGGUCUCCUGAGGACUAUCCUACAGCCCCAAUGUACAAAUCUGUAGACCGUUCAUCAGCCGUUCUCAUCAGGUCCUCUCUGUCCCAAGCCAGGAGAGACCCCUCCGUCUCCCUCCCAACAAAGCUCACCACCAGGAGAAAGCCCUGCAAGGUGGACAGUGACACCUCACCUGCAGAGUCUGCCUCUGCACCCCCCCUUACCACAAAAGACAAUGACUCACCUCAUCUCCCAGUCCCAGCCUCUAGACAGAGCCCUCCCAGUCUCCCUUUGCUGGUGCUGAUAGUUGGGCUCCUAGGGGUCACUCUGCUGCUGGUUGGUUACUUUGUGGGGUGUAGGGGGAGGUCACUGGAGUCCAUGCACAAGUGGAAAGGUCCAAUAUUUGGGAAAUAUAUUUGUAAGGAAAGUCUAAGAGGGAGCUAUAAAGCGUGGGAGUGCCAGCCUUGUCCUGCUGCCCUACAGACGGCUUCCUAUAAGCAGGCCAAGCUGCCACAGGAGAGAAUCCCACACCUGGAGGCCCAGCAUCUUCUGGGGAGGGAGACUGGGGGAGAUCCUAGACGGGAGGGUACAGGGUCGCAACCUCCAGGGGGCAUGCAGAAUGUCUCAGUAGACCCCUCUGGAGGAGAAAACAUUAGCAACAUAGUGGGGUCCAUAUACAUCUACUCUCCAGGGACGGUUGUCCUGGGAUCCAACAAAUCAGAGAGGGAGGGGGAUCAAGGGGAGAGUAUAGGAAAGGGCUGUCCCCUCACCAGCAAGCCCCACCAGGAGUCCUCCUACCCCCUCCCUUGGGGCUCCGCUCUGGGGCCAGAGAGAAUGAGUACGCCGAAGGAUACCUGCAAAGAGCUGAGCUACCCCGUCCCAGCCACCAGCAAUUGAAAACUAGAAAAAAAUGGAAAUUGAGGAUUAAUUUAGGGAAGAGUGUGAGGGGGAGCAAGUUCAGUCAAUAUCAUACGAUCUCUGAGAGAGUGGAGACUGAAUAUUAUUUGCUACUGUAAAGACAGACUGAAUUGCAAAAUCCACAGGGGUCUAUGGGCCUUCUAUUAUUAAAGAGUGACAACUUGUUUGAA
Molecule: messenger RNA, 2401 nt
Organism: Salvelinus fontinalis (brook trout)
Lineage: Eukaryota; Metazoa; Chordata; Actinopteri; Salmoniformes; Salmonidae
Product: tumor necrosis factor receptor superfamily member 8-like
Exons: 10
Coding region: 744-2210 (488 amino acids)
Molecular function (GO): protein binding
Source: RefSeq, a predicted model, not a curated record